Messenger RNA from Gavia stellata (red-throated loon), 2952 nucleotides. It is a transcript of the gene SFPQ, whose product is annotated as splicing factor proline and glutamine rich. Gene Ontology annotation, biological process: regulation of DNA-templated transcription. NCBI's taxonomy places the organism in Eukaryota, Metazoa, Chordata, Aves, Gaviiformes, Gaviidae. Gene Ontology annotation, molecular function: RNA binding. The record is from RefSeq and is a predicted model, not a curated record. The transcript is spliced from 11 exons. Gene Ontology annotation, cellular component: nucleus. The coding region runs from base 33 to 1856 and encodes 607 amino acids.
GCCGGACCACCUCUCCUCCUUCCUCCACCACCAUGUCGCGGGAUCGGUUCCGUAGCCGUGGCGGCGGCGGAGGCGGCUUCCACCGGCGCGGCGGCGGCGGUGGCCGCGGCGGCCCCAACCACGAUUUCCGCUCUCCGCCGCCCGGCAUGGGCAUGGGCCAGAACCGCGGCCCCAUGGGGGGCGGCCCGCAGGGCCCGGGCGGCCCGCCGGGCGGAGGCCCGAAGCCCGAGCCUCCGAAGCCGCCCGCGUCGACCUCUGCUCCGCCUUCUUCGUCCUCUUCAGCUGCCGCCACCACGGCGGGGCCUGCCGGCAGCCAGGCCGGCCCGGGAGCGCCUCCGCCGUCCGCGCUGCCCGCGGGGCAGCCGCCGCAGCAGCAAGCCCCGGUGUCGGCGCCCUCGUCGGCUCCCUCCGGCCCGGGGGGGCAGCCGCAGCCCAAGCCGAGCCCCAGCCCCACCCCAGCCGGCGGCCCUAAGAAAGGGCAAGGACAGUCGCCCGGCGGCGGGCCCAAGGGACCAGGCGGCCCUCAGCAGGGGCCCGGCGGGCCGCACAAGGGCGGGCCAGGGCACCGCGGCGGGCCGGGCGGAGAGCCGCGCGGCCGCGGGCAGCAGCACCAGGGACAGCAGAGCCUCUCCUCGCAGCAGGGCUCGGCCGGCGGCGGCGAGAAGCUCUCGGACGAGGGAUUUAAAGCAAACCUCUCUCUUCUGAGGCGACCCGGGGAGAAGACGUAUACUCAGCGUUGCCGCUUGUUUGUUGGUAAUUUGCCUGCUGAUAUAACAGACGAAGACUUUAAAAGACUGUUUGCCAAAUAUGGGGAGCCAGGAGAGGUUUUUAUCAACAAGGGGAAAGGCUUUGGAUUCAUUAAAUUGGAAUCUAGAGCUCUUGCAGAAAUUGCAAAGGCAGAACUGGAUGAUACCCCCAUGAGGGGUCGACAGCUUCGUGUUCGGUUUGCCACACAUGCUGCUGCUCUUUCAGUGCGUAAUCUUUCACCAUAUGUGUCCAACGAGUUGCUGGAGGAAGCUUUUUCCCAGUUUGGUCCAGUGGAAAGAGCCGUUGUGAUUGUAGAUGAUCGAGGUAGAUCAACAGGAAAAGGCAUUGUUGAAUUUGCAUCAAAGCCAGCUGCAAGAAAAGCAUUUGAACGGUGUACUGAAGGAGUGUUUUUGUUGACAACCACUCCUAGGCCAGUUAUUGUGGAACCAUUGGAACAAUUGGAUGAUGAAGAUGGUCUUCCAGAGAAGCUUGCUCAGAAGAAUCCGAUGUAUCAAAAGGAACGAGAGACUCCUCCCCGUUUCGCUCAGCCUGGCAGUUUUGAAUUUGAAUAUUCCCAGAGGUGGAAAUCUUUAGAUGAAAUGGAAAAACAGCAGAGAGAGCAAGUGGCAAAAAACAUGAAAGAUGCCAAGGACAAACUUGAAAGUGAGAUGGAAGAUGCUUAUCAUGAGCAUCAGGCAAAUCUCUUGCGUCAAGACCUUAUGAGGCGUCAGGAAGAACUGAGACGUAUGGAAGAACUCCAUAAUCAGGAAAUGCAGAAGCGCAAGGAAAUUCAGCUGAGGCAGGAGGAGGAGCGUCGCAGGCGGGAAGAGGAAAUGAUGAUACGUCAGCGGGAGAUGGAAGAACAAAUGAGAAGACAAAGGGAAGAGAAUUAUAGUAGAAUGGGUUACAUGGAUCCAAGGGAGAGAGACAUGAGAAUGGGUGGUGCCACCACAAUGAACAUGGGAGAUCCUUAUGCUUCUGCAGCCCAGAAAUUUCCACCUCUCGGAGGUGGUGGCGGCAUAGGUUAUGAAGCUAAUCCAGGAGUUGGCCAAGCAGCCAUGAGUGGUUCUAUGAUGGGAAGUGACAUGGUGAAGAUGAAAGCUGAGUGAAACCGGAGUGCUCAUCCAUGGAAAUUCAGGAGCUGAGCAUGAGCACAUCCAGCAUGAUGCCCAGUGAUCUGUGGAGGGACCAGGAGAACAAGUGAACAAGUAGGUAGCUGAUGUCCUUACAGUACUUUAAGAGCUCGGUAGCCUGUCACCCUGCGAUGUAUUAUGUAGUUCCUGCCUGAAAUUUGCGUUUGAUUGAUCUCAAUUUUAUAUAAAAUUUCUGAAUCUUUCUUUUGUAGAGCCAAGAUAUAACCAUUGUUUGAGGGUUUUCAGCCCUGCACCAUCAAAUAAAUGCUGUCCUCUGAAUGCCAUAGGUGGUCAAACAAGAAACAACCAUUUCUACUUUCUGGCUCCAGUGAAAGGGGUGCAAAUGGGGUGGGUGAUCAGUAAGGAAAAAGGGGAACAAUAGAGCAGCUGCUUCUCAAACAUUAAUUUAAGUAGAAGUUGUUAAAAAGCUACUUUUCUGAAAUACUUUAAUGAACAUUGAACUUUCAAAAUAACCUGGAAGAUGAAUUAGCAUGUAGAAGAGCACAAGCAGAUCGUGAUUUAGGGAAAUAAACUAACCUGCAGAGCUGGAAUUAAUGAAAUUUUCCCUCUAAUUUAUACUUUAAACUACAAGGGGGAAGGUCAGAUAUUUAAAAACUUGUGUGAGGAGCAACAUGCAAAGAACCUUAACUCACGAGUGACGGGUAAGUAACAGCUUAGAUACGCCGCAACUGAACCUGUCAAGACGUGAGGCCAGUGAGAUUCAAUUGGUGGACUCCUGUUGAAUUGCGUGUGACUCGUCACUGCUGCUCCUGAUUUUUGGGGUGGUAAAACACAAAGCCAUUUCAGAUCUUUGAAAGUCACAAAGUAUAUGGAAAUGUGAAUGCCCUUCAUUUAAUCUCAAGUCUGAUGUGAGAACUUAGGAUCCUAGAGAACGUUUGGCAGGUGCAUGGCCUGUUGUGAUCGCUGAUUCCCUUUCUGUGUCAUUACGUGUGACUUCUGCUGGUGUUUCUCAUGUUCUUGCUAACUGUGUGCUUUGCACUUGCAGCAGAAGAUGAAGUCCGAAUGCAGUGAAGAGGAGCCAGGAACAUACUAUGUUUAAAAAUAAAAUAUU